CACAGUAAGAAAACGAUGCGGCUUAUUUAUAAUGAAUAAAGCAGCAAAACCUGGCAACCCGCUAGGUAAACUUCUGCCUUUAGUGAGAAUGAAACCGCUUUACCUGGACUCAUUUACUCAGAACCACUAAAGAAGAAACAAGGCGACACUUCUGCAGGUUUUUAUUUUUUUUUCACCACUAAAGAAGGAGAAAGCUCACAAUGACUGGCCAUACGUGGGGUUAUGGUGAAGAAGAUGGUCCAUCUGCAUGGUACAAAUCGUACCCCAUCGCUCAAGGUGCUCGCCAGUCCCCAAUUAACAUUGUACCUGAAGAGGCAGUUUAUGACAGCCGCCUGCCAGGCAUCUCGCUCAACUAUGACAACUGCACUUCUCUUACCAUAUCCAACAACGGGCACUCUGUGGUGGUGGAGUUCGAGGAUAUGGAUGAUCGAUCAGUGAUCCAAGGAGGCCCACUUGAAAAUGCAUACAGGCUCAAGCAGUUCCACUUUCACUGGGGAGGAAAAGACUGCGAUGGUUCUGAACACACUGUCAGUGGGAAGACCUACGUGUCUGAGCUGCAUCUGGUGCAUUGGAAUGCUGUGCGCUAUCGCACGUUUGGUGAAGCUGCUGCAGCUCCUGAUGGCUUGGCUGUGCUGGGCAUCUUUUUAGAGAAAGGAGAUGAACAUAGAGACCUACACACUAUAACAGAUGCAUUGUAUAUGGUCAAAUUCAAGGGAAACAUCGCAAAUUUCAAAGGUUUCAACCCAAAGUGCCUCCUACCUUCAAGUCUAAAGUACUGGACGUACCUGGGAUCUUUAACCACUCCUCCACUGUAUGAAAGCGUCAUUUGGAUUGUUCUAGCUGAACCUAUUAGAGUCUCUGAUAAACAGAUGGGAAAGUUCCGAAUGUUGCACUUCAGUGCUGAAGAGGAGGAACAGAGGCACCGAAUGGAGAACAACUUUCGCCCUCCACAGCCCCUGAAGGGCAGGACGGUCCGUGCCUCGUUCAAGUAGCCCACCAGUCACCAUAAGCAUAAUUUAGCAUCUUUUUGCAGCCUGGAAGUCUAGAUACUGUUUUUCUUUAUCUGAAGUCAGGCACAUUUGGUAACUCAGGUUUCAAAGUACUAUAGUGGAAGCACAGGAAACGCAUCAUUUGCUGCGUAGACAUAUAUAUCAUGUUGGAGCCUGACAAGAAAUACAAAUCAUGUCAAGCUGAUUAUAGAUUAGAUCUCAGCUAAAGAUGCAAAAAUAUUACCAGGUGUUAUCAACCUUAUUUUGUUUUCAUAUCAAAUAGAGGAAUUAUACAGUAGGAUAGUACAGGAACGAUUCUUUCACUGAAGUCCUUCCUGAAAACACUAAGUGCCUGAGCCAUUUUACACAUCCUCUGUAAUCUCUCAUGAUCAGGCUUGUUCUGAGCGAUCCAACCUAAGGUACAUACCGUGACUCAGAGACCGCAUGACCCAGGACAAGCCUUCUGUUUUUCCACAUCAUUUGGAUAGUAACCAGCCUCUGGCAAGCCACACUUAAAAUCUAUACCACUUAUUAUCCUGAUGCAUUACAAUAUACUCCAUAGAUUUCCUAGCAUCAUAACCUAGCAAAAUAUCCCACAACUUGUUACUAUAUCUUUUUGUGUUUUUCCAUGUAAUGCAUUUUGCUAAGUUAGUGCAAUUUUGACCUUUUAUACGCUCUCUUUCUCCUUAUGAUUCUCUCUGGUGAUGAUUUAUAAUGUCCCAUCUUGGCUUGGUUUUAACCUCAUUCAUCAACAAGUUACUGAAAUGCUACUAAUACUUACAGGCUUAUAAGUAGAUCUAUAACUUUUAGGCUUAUAACUUUUGUAAAAUAAAAUUUGUAGAAUAUUCUUCUAUUUACCUUGGAAUUAAGCUUGCUGAUGCCAUUUCUCAAGAACACUAACUCCUGACAGCACUAUUCAAUGUUUGACAUUGGACUAUGACCUAAAAAUAAUCAAAGGCAACCUUUCUUUGAAAACAAUUUAAAGUCUGUUUUGGCAGAGAUGCUGCUGUCACACAUACUGCUUUUAGGUGUGGGGUUGUUUGAAAUCCAAACCAGCUACUUAAUAUGGUUGUAAACCUACAUGAACCUGGAAUACCUUUAAUAGACUUGAAUUUGAAUCAAAUUUGCAUCAGUGGUGCAUGCUGGCACAGUUAUUCAACACAUUCUUCUCGAGGAGCUCUCUGGCUGAUUUACCAUUGUUACAGCUUAUACAGCUUACAGCUGGGUCGUAUUGUAUGAAAUGGAUGAUAAAAGCCUACUCACACCCUAAAAAAGAGAGAGGAUCCAUUUUACAUGUACAGGUAUAACUCUUAAAGGAUGAGCACAACAGAGAGUUAUGGCAGCUUUGUAUUCUUUAUUGUCUUGGUAGCAGACAUAUGCUUUCUUGGCUUACAGAUUUAUAUAGUUUGUUGCAUGUAUUUGUGUAGUCUUAAUGGUUUACAAAGAGCUAUGUAAUUAAAUUACUUAUGUGAUUAGAAUUAAUGGAUGACUUUACCUUUUAAGUUAAAUUAGCUAUUUAUUGUCAUUUUUUUAUUCAACAUAUGAGGUUUAUGAUUAUGUUAAUUACCGUAAAUGUUGUAAUUAAAUAAUGUAUAUAAAUAAUGUUAAAACAAUUACAUUUUCACAGUUUUUUCUUUUGUGUUUGCUUCAUUAGUUGCUUAAGAGGGGUACCAUUCUCUGGUCUCAGUUACUUAUGGUCUGGUCAUUUAAGAUGAGUGUCUGAUGUUUCACUGAGGAUGUCCAUGUGUCCAGUUACAGUACCUUGAAUCCUCAAGCCAUGAUUACAUCAAUACUGAAAAAGACACUGUUAAAGUUACUGUGAAAAUUUUUUCUCAGUUUUUGUUGAAUAAUAUUCUGGCUUCUCA
Messenger RNA from Clarias gariepinus (North African catfish), 2854 nucleotides. RefSeq names its product carbonic anhydrase VII (gene ca7). Bases 201 to 992 code for a protein of 263 amino acids. Gene Ontology annotation, molecular function: zinc ion binding; carbonate dehydratase activity. The record is from RefSeq and is a predicted model, not a curated record. Gene Ontology annotation, cellular component: cytoplasm. NCBI's taxonomy places the organism in Eukaryota, Metazoa, Chordata, Actinopteri, Siluriformes, Clariidae. Gene Ontology annotation, biological process: regulation of intracellular pH. The transcript has 7 exons.